Molecule: messenger RNA, 1407 nt
Organism: Pseudovirgaria hyperparasitica
Lineage: Eukaryota; Fungi; Ascomycota; Dothideomycetes; Acrospermales; Acrospermaceae
Product: isoaspartyl dipeptidase-like protein
Exons: 1
Coding region: 94-1407 (437 amino acids)
Molecular function (GO): hydrolase activity, acting on carbon-nitrogen (but not peptide) bonds
Source: RefSeq, a predicted model, not a curated record
AAAUAUGUUUGUUCUUUUGUCCAAGGAAACUUUCUUUCCUUCAUGCCCAGUUGAACUCUCUCCGUCCAAAACCGGUCGCAUGUUCCAUGCAUCAUGGCUUCCCCUAACAGCUUGUCAAUAUAUGAGGACGAGUCCUUCACAAUCCACACGGCUCUUUUGUUCUCGUCUCCAUACAGGAUGUUUCUUCAAAACAUAUCCCUCGUCAUAUCGCGCACCUCCGGCUUGAUUCUUAAAACAUACUCCCGUGCCUCCGCUUCCGCUCCAGACCCUCUCCCCCCUUCCGACAUCGACCUCACCCACCUAACAAUUCUUCCCGGCCUGGUCGACGCCCACACUCACAUCUUCCUGCAUGCCUACUCCGAAGUCUCGGCCACUCAUCAAAUGCUCCACGAAUCCCCGGUCGAGCGCAUCCUCCGCGCCUCAAACCACGCACGCGCCGCGCUCGACGCCGGCUUCACCACAUACCGCGACCUGGGCACCGAAGGCAUGGCCACCGCCGACAUCUCCCUCCGCGACGCUAUCAACCGCGGCAUCACACCGGGCCCCCGGCUCUUCAUCGCUACAGAUCCCAUCACCACCUCAUCUAGCUACACCAUCGCAAACGAAAACCCAACCCUCCACGUCCCCCGCCUCGCCGACGAAGCAGACGGCACCUCCGCUCUUCGUGCCGCAGUCCGCCGCCGCCUAGGCGCAGGCGCAGACAUCAUCAAGAUCUACGCUGACCAAGAAUCGCGCGCCGGCCGCUAUCCAGAGCCUUCAUUUCCCGGCGCCCUGCCCAUGCGCUUCCCCCCGCUUUGGGGCGAUGUCCCGCAACACAUCACGCUGUUCACUGCUGAAGAGAUGGCCGCCGUGGUUGACGAAGCGCACGCCGCGCACUGCCCGGUGGCCGCGCAUGCCAGCUCGCCUAAAGCGGUCAUCCGCGCGGCGCGCGCGGGCGUCGAUACGAUCGAACACGGACAGGAACCCAGCGCGGAGGCGAUCUCCGCGAUGAGAAAAGCCGGCUGUAUCUUUGUGCCGACGCUGAGCGUUAUGGAGUAUGAAGUGCCGGCGGACGUGCUGCCACGCAUGUAUGCGCAUACGUAUGCGGCGUGGAAAGACGGCGUGAAGAUUGCGUGUGGCGGAGAUACCGGACCGGUGCCCCAUGGACAGAAUGUGCGUGAAUUGGAGCUUCUGCUUGGUGCCGGGGUGCCGCUUGCUGAUGUGCUUGCUGCGGCGACGGUGCGCGGAUGGGAGGCGUGUGGCGGCGAGUGGUGCGGACGGCGGUUUGGAGUGUUGCAGGAGGGAUGGGCGGCGGAUAUUGUUGGACUCGAAGGGGAUGUUAGAGAGGAUGCGAGUGCGUUAAGGAGGGUGGCGUUUGUGAUGAAGGAUGGGGAGGUUUGGAAGAGGGAUGGGAGGAGGGUUGGAUGA